Messenger RNA from Castor canadensis (American beaver), 2606 nucleotides. The record is from RefSeq and is a predicted model, not a curated record. NCBI's taxonomy places the organism in Eukaryota, Metazoa, Chordata, Mammalia, Rodentia, Castoridae.
CUGAGUUCAAACCCCAGUACUGCAAAGAAACAACAACAAAAAAAACACACUAAAAUGAAUUAAUGUGAAUAAAAUAGUAUCAAACAAAAUUUCAAGGCAUAAAAGAUUUUCUACAAAUGCUACUUAUGUGGGAGUUAGAAGAUAAGACUUCUGAGUUCAAAGUCAGAGACUCUGUGUAAGGAGGAGGAAGCAACUUUGCUUCCUUAGGGGUGAAGCUAGUACACAGAUCAGGUAUAGACCUGCUCCAAGGUCUUGUCUUCUUUGGGCUCAGAUGCUUGGGCACCUGGGUGUGGGGAUGGAGAUCUUCGGGUCAGGGCUGUGAGUGGCUACCAUGACCCUUGGUAGAGGAGCCUGCUUAAAGCUGAACACACUGUGAUGCUUCCUGAAAUAGUGACCAGAAACUGCAGGGAAUUGUGACCUAGAGACAUUUUGUAAUUAUUUCUACUUUUGAAGUAUUUUGCAGUGGAACAUGAUAUCUGUUUGGAAAAAGGCAUUGUGAUAAUAAUAUAUAUUAUUAUUUGAUGCCUUUUACUUUAAAACAAUAUUCACCUUUAACUUUCCCAUUUUAUUCUUACAAUAACCUUUUGAAGUAGGACGGUUAUUCAGUAAGCUGAGCAUUUGGUUCCUUCUAAAAUUCCCUCUGAGCAUAUGGUUCCCAGGCCACUUUGGUAGUUCCUAAGGUUCUGGUCAUUAUUUUGAAAUGUUCAUCUGUGGUCAUUUAAGACUUAAGCCUUUGCUGAAGGACAUUCACAACUGAGCAUAUAAACCAUGGAGGUAGUUUUAAGCCUUCCUAGGAGUUUCCUUUUACUUGGCAGGAAAAGAGGCUAUACCCCUUCAGGGCUCUCCAUAUCUUCUUUAGGUACCCUUAUGUUAUCAUAAAAACCCAAGUGCUGCUUUCAGUGACUCCUGUAGUUCUCUCCCUUGAGUGCUACUUGGGUUCACCUGGAGAGAAUCUCCCUAAUGUGGCUGUACACCUGCUCUAAGACAGGUGUAUUAAAAGGUAUCAACAAGAGAACUUUGCCUGGUUUGGUUCAGGUAGUUCUGUUGUGAGUACUGUUGUGUUCUGGGGAUGAGGAGAGGAGGUGGUUAUUACAGGAGGAUCAGAUAAUUUCUGACCUAUUAAUUAAAAAAAAAAAAAAAAAAACUUUGAUUCUCUUGUUUUCUAGGGAUUGUUCCCUGAAGGGGAGACCAUUUCAUCUCUUCCGCUUACUCAUCCAAUACCAUGAGCCUGAGCUUUGUUCUUUACUUGAUACAAAGAAAAUUACUCCAGACUCCUAUGCACUCAACUGGGUAAUAAAGUGAAAGAAGAAUUCCAUUUCUGCUGUUACUAACUGUGUGAUCUAAGACACUUUGCUUCUGAACUUCAGUUUCUUUAUUUGUAAGAUGGUAAUAAUAAGCAAAUCUAUCUCAGAGGAUUAUGGGAUGAGUUAGCAAUCGGAAAAUGCUUGGAAGCCUUUUUGCAUAUUACUGUUCCAUUGAAGUCACUCAGGCAAUAUGGGAUGGAUAUCUACAACAAGCAGAUCCAUUUUUUAUUUAUUUCUUAAUGUUAAUUAUUCUUGUUAAUACAAAAGAAUUUAUUUUAGCACAAGAAUCAGACAGCAAAGAAGAAGUUAUCCGAUUCUUGGAAAAUACGCCAUCAAGUUUGAAUAUAGAAGAUAUAGAAGACCUUUUCUCUCUGGCUCAGUAUUAUUGCAGUAAAACACCAGCUUCUUUUAGGAAGGAUAAUCACCAUCUCUUUGGUAGUACUUUGCUGGGAAUUAAGGAUGAUGACGCAGAUCUGAGUCAGGCUCUUUGUUUGGCCGUCUCAGUGUCCGAGAUUCUUCAAGCAAAUCAGCUGCAAGGUGAAGGAGUCCGGUUCUUUGUGGUGGAUUGUCGUCCUGCAGAACAGUAUAAUGCUGGGCAUUUAUCAACUGCCUUCCACUUAGAUUCUGAUCUGAUGCUCCAGAAUCCAUCCGAGUUUGCACAGUCAGUGAAGUCCUUGCUGGAAGCACAGAAGCAGUCCAUUGAGUCUGGCUCCAUAGCUGGUGGGGAGCACCUGUGUUUUAUGGGCAGUGGCAGGGAAGAAGAAGACAUGUAUAUGAACAUGGUCCUGGCACACUUUUUACAGAAAAACAAAGAAUAUGUGAGUAUUGCCAGUGGAGGAUUUAUGGCACUGCACAGCACCUGGCAGAUAUUAAUGUGGAUGGGCCAGAAAAUGGAUUAUGGCCAUUGGAUUGCUAGUACUUCUGGCUCAAGGAGCAGCAUCAACUCUUCUGUUGAUGUAAGUAUAUGUAAUAAAAUAGUCACCAAAGUUUGAUCAGUUCCCAGAAAAGGUAAUAACUACCAAACUCCCAUCGUAACAGAAAUGGAGUAAAAAAAUAUUUCAAACACAGCAAUGAGAAGUUCUGUUAUUGCAAGGGGAAGGAAAUGAUGGACUGAGCUUGUACAACUGAACUAGGUAGAACUCUUUAAGUGAGCUGAUUACAGUAAUCUCCCAAUUCAUUUGGGCAAGAGAUAGGCAGGCUUAUUUCACAUCUCGCUGCACACUAUCUCUAUUCCUCACCACUACAAGUUUACACAGCAAGACUUCAGACUAUUCACACAUGAGAGUGGGCUAGACAGAGAAA